GGCCAGACAUUAACAGCAGCCUUUAACACAGCCCAGCCUUUUUCUGUGCCUUCACAUGCAACACAGGAUACACUCUCUCUCUCUCUCACACACACACACACACACAUGCGUACACUCGUAACCACUUACGCAUUCAAUCAUAUCUCAAACUGGAGUCGGAGUGAGGAAACAGAAUGUCAGGGAAGGAAGCGCUGAAGCCAGUGGGAAAGCAGCAUUUGCCUCAAGUUUGCAGAGCUCUUUUUUUGCCCACUCUACAGGAGGUCUCAAUGAGAAGUUUGGAUUCAUAAAAGUGAGCAAAUAGCUGUUGAUAUCUUUGGAAAUAGGCCAGCACACAAACGAAUUUUAGAUUCAGUUAAGUAGUAGGAACUUCACUCGGAUCCCACUCUCGAGAUCUGGGGGUUUCAAACAGGGAAGACGGUCAUCAGGAGGAAAUUCUUGAAAUUCUCUUUGUCUCUGACCACUCACCGCUCUCAAGGUCUUUCAGAGUUUCAUCAUCUGCUGCCACCAUAGAGCCGCAGGAGGACACAUCCUCAGGAUAUAGCACACAUCGACCACAAAGGAAAGAUGAGUCUGUCGCGGAACGGGACGCUGGAGAAGACGGAGCAGGCCCAUUCUGAGCCAGGCUCCCCCCUCAGAGUGGGCUCAGGGGUCGUGGUGCCGCCCCCGUACUCUCUGGGGGGCAGCGAUGCUGCCGACACCCCUCUGGAGUUGAGGGGCUCUCUGGACUGCUGGGCGUGCUCUGUGCUGGUCACUGCACAGAAUAUGAUCAUAGCGCUGAUCAAUGGCGGGCUGGCCAGCAUCAUCUUUGGCACCAUCCUCACCCCAGCUUUGGCCAUGAUCAUAUUUGGCUUCCUCUGCCACUCCACGGUGCAGCCCCAUGGCACAUCUCUGUACUGCUCAGACAUGCUGGACGACGCCGGCUGCGUGGCUCUGCUGGUGGUGGGAUUCCUGUUGCUCACCCCUCUGCUGGUCCUGGCACUCGCUGCCUACUGUCGCCUGGCCCGCCACCUCCAGCUGGGAAUGUGUUUCAUUCCCUACAGCCGCGCUGUCUACAAGAACCUUCCUGCCUCUCGCCACCGGAGGGCCGACGCAGGAGGAUGCUGUGGCCGGCAGGGCACUUCAGAGCAGGAGGGGAAGGGCAGCGUAUGGGUGUAGGAGAGAGGAGAGGAGAGGAGAGGAGAGGAGAGGAGAGGAGAGGAGAGGAGAGGAGAGGAGAGGAGAGGAGAGGAGAGGAGAGGAGAGGAGAGGAGAGGAGAGGAGGAUUGUGUAUGGGUGUUAGUGUAUCUCUUUUUAAUGAUGAGCAUUGGGUUGUUUGAGUCUGGGUAUGUUUUAUGCAAAUUACCAUAGUUUUCUUCUAUUUCUAAAGCCAUUGCAAACAGCCAACAUAUUUCAUGAUUUAUAGUGAUUGUUUGGAAGUCCAUAUUGGUUUUUAUAUGCUAUUUCAAUGUUUUGAUUGUAUUUUAUACCUUCUUUUUACAAUAAAGUGUCACUCGACCGGUUGCUUUGUUGGUUUACAGAGACACCUGAAUGUGAACUUCAUUUAAGAAAAGAAGAUAACGUUUAAAGAAGUAAAGAAGUGCACUGAAUAGGGUAAAGAGAUAAAUAAUUGAAUUACUUUGAUCUUUAAUUAUCAUAUCAUGCCAAUAAAAUGCAGAAUGGAAAAUUCCAGUAAUGGGAUAACAUGGCAUGAAAAGGCAUGGCAUAAUGGCAUAGUAUGAUGAAAAAAUGUCAUAGAAAUGUUAUAAUAUAUAUUUUUGCCAUAUAAAAAUCUAUAGUAUGUACACAAAUCUGUGUUAUAACUGUAUAAGUAAUAGGUAUGUCCAAAAAGUCAUUAAAAAGGUUCAGAAUAAUAUCAUGAAAAAAAUCAUGCUAUAUAGAAUUUCAAAGUAGUUC
Messenger RNA from Cyclopterus lumpus (lumpfish), 1893 nucleotides. It is a transcript of the gene tmem88a, whose product is annotated as transmembrane protein 88 a. Lineage: Eukaryota; Metazoa; Chordata; Actinopteri; Perciformes; Cyclopteridae. The transcript is spliced from 3 exons. Gene Ontology annotation, cellular component: plasma membrane. Gene Ontology annotation, molecular function: PDZ domain binding. Bases 565 to 1155 code for a protein of 196 amino acids. The record is from RefSeq and is a predicted model, not a curated record.